GGAAUUCGACUUUAGGAGUGGACAAUAUCUUAUCUCCAAGUCUGCGCUAUGUAAAGUGUAAACACAGCAAAACUGCACCAGCAAGCUAGAGAUAGAUCAUUGACAUUAAUUAUGGCAGCACCACUUACUCUACUGGCCGUCUUCGUGAUCGCCGGCGGAUUCGCAGUCCUACUAAUCACCAUCAAACGCCUGAUGAUGAUUAGUAGCACCAGUAAUCAAACUCGCCGGCUGCCGCCUUCCCCGACGAAGCUCCCGAUCCUCGGGAACCUCCACCAAGUCGGGAAAUUCCCUCACCGCACCUUCGCCACGCUGGCGGAGCGCUACCGCUCCCCUCUCCUGCUGUUCCACUUCGGCAGCAGGCCGGUGCUGGUGGUCGCCACGUCGGCGGCGGCCCGUGAGGUGAUGAAGACCCAUGACCUCGUCUCCGCCGGCAAGCCCGAGUUCCGAACCGCCAAGAAGCUCCUCUACGACGGCAAAGACGUCGCCGCUUGCCCCUACGGCGAGUACUGGAGGCAGACCAGGCGGCUCUGCGUGCUCCACCUCCUCAGCAGCAAGAAGGUCCAGUCUGGCCGUGCCGUCAGGGAGGAGGAAGUCCGGUUGCUGGUCAAUCGGAUUCGAAAGAACGUCGAAACCGAGCAGCCGGUGAACUUGAGCGAGCUCCUGUCCUGCCUCGCCAACGACGUGAUUUGCAGGAUAGCUUUCGGGAGGAAGUACAGUGCUACCACCAACUUCAGGGGUCAAUUGGUGGAAUUCAUGGAGUUGCUGGGUGCUCUCAGCGUGGGCGACUUCAUCCCCUGUCUCUCGUGGGUGAACCGGGUGACCGGGUUCGACGCCCGGGUCGAUAGGGUUGCUCGGCAGUUCGAUGAAUUGCUUGAAGGAGCUGUGGAGGAAGGUGAAGCCAGAGUGGAGAAACAGAGCAAUAUUGUGGAAGACGACGGCCAGGCACCCUUUAUAGAUGUCUUGCUCCGCCUUCAGAAGGACGGCUCGGAAGCGUUCCACCUUGAUCGAGAGGGCAUCAAAGCUGUUAUCUUGGACAUGUUCGUGGGAGGAACGGAUACAACAUCGACGCUCCUGGAAUGGACAAUGUCGGAACUGGUGAGGCACCCCAGAGUGAUGAAAAAGCUACAAGAGGAGCUCAGGAGCAAAAUCGGUCCAUUAACAGAGUCGGUCCAGGAAUCCGACGUCGGCAAACUGGAGUACCUGAAGCUAGUCAUCAAAGAGACGAUUCGAUUGCACCCUCCAAUUCCCUUGCUAUCUCCGAAACAACUCACUCAAGACGUGACCAUAAUGGGCUACGACGUGCCGUCGGGAACCAUGAUCCUGACCAAUGCGUGGGGGAUCGGAAGGGACCCCGCCGACUGGCCCGAGUCGCCGGAAGAGUUCUGGCCGGAGCGAUUUCUCGACGCCGCUGUUGCUGACGUGGAUUUCAGAGGGCAGGAUUACCAUCUGAUCCCUUUUGGGUCCGGGAGGAGAGGCUGCCCUGGGGUUUCUUUCGCGCUGGCGGUGGUGGAGCUCGCGCUGGCGAAUUUGGUGAGGGAUUUUGAGUGGAAGUUGGACGGCGGAGUUCGAGGGGAGGAUUUGGACAUGUCGGAGUGCGUUGGUCUCACGGUGCAUCGCCGGCUUCCUCUGCUUGCUGUUCCGGCGAUGGUUUCCGAUUGAGGGAUUGUGAUGACGUGUAAGUGUAAUUCCUCUGAUGCCAUCGUAUCUUAUCUUUUUAGAUUUUCAGCGCAAUCACAUUGUAGGGUAAUGAUUAAGUCGCGCAAAUGCCGCCUGACUUGACGGCGUAGACAAUGCCCACCCACUUCUUUUUGACUAAUAACAGAAUUUUUUUUUUUUUUUUUUGACGAAUGACUAAUAACAGAAAACUUGCUGAAAAACUAGCCCUUUUUUGUUUGACUUAUUACUUCGAAUUGUUUGAGAAGAAGUUGGUACAAGGAAUGUGGGUUGCGGAUUGUUGAAGACUUUUUUUUUAAUCUAUUUAUUCAAAUUGACUAUGUUUCUUGUUUUACUAAAACGAUUGUCAAUUUUGUGGGGAAAACGAUACUUUCAACUCGUAUAGCUCAACAUUUGGUAGACAAUCGCAAUUUAUUUUUGAACAACUUGUAAGUUACCGACUAUUAUGUUUUAUCUAUCACAAAAUAAAAAGCUUACAUCUUUACUUACCUGAAUGAGGAACACAAGACGUACGGCCUUCUCAUACGACACGGCGACCGCACGUGCAGAGUUGAGAAUUUGAUUCAUCAGAGCUACGGGCAAUGGGUUUGGUUUUUGAAACCCUUCUGCCACGUCUUUCCAAGCUCCUCUUCGGAGACUUGAUGCUUCUUCAUGUAGCACUCCACAACGGACGCCACGUGCACCCUCCGUGCUCGAACUGUUUGAGAAGAAGUAUUAAAAUGAUAUCACUUUGUAGAGCACAACGAACUCGUUCCAUCUGAGCAAAAAAAAAAUUGAAAUCCGAGUUAGAACGAAGAAGAUAAGAGCCGAUUAAGAAAACUAGGGAAAAUAAAAUAGCUUUAAUUGACAACCCUUAGAUCUAGAUUUCUGGGCCCACUUAGAUCUAUGGGUCCAGAUUUAGCUACUCAUAGGUCAGUAACCAAUGGUUACUUGCCCUAUCCUAAGCCGGAUUCAAGGAUUCUCAUUAAAUUGCUUUUGUGACCGGCGAUUAACAUAAAUCUCUUAUGACUCUAGCGAUAAAUCUCUUAGGACCAUAGGGAUUCUCCUGGAACUGAAAGAGCAUCUUUUUUCUGGUACAUACUGCUAGGGAUGACAAAAAUAUCCGCAACCGUAGAUAUCCGCCCGGAUCCGGCCUUAUCGAGUAGGGUAAAACUCGAACCCGAAGGACAUUUAGUGGGUAUGGGUAAAACCCGAAAACCUGAAUAUUACGGGUAAUAGGUGGGUAUGGGUUUCUCACUAUCCAACCCGAACUCGUCCGAUUAUACACAUGCAUAUGUAUUUUAUCUAGAAAUAAUUAUUAUUUUUCUCUAACAUAUUUUAUAUGUAGCAUAUAAAUAUAAUAUUUUCAU
Linum trigynum is the source of this 3023-nucleotide messenger RNA. The record is from the annotation of a GenBank genome assembly. NCBI's taxonomy places the organism in Eukaryota, Viridiplantae, Streptophyta, Magnoliopsida, Malpighiales, Linaceae.